ACGCUCCCACCCACGCGUGCCCGGGGCGCCCCCGCCCCCUCGCCUGCUGCCGCCUGGCGCAGCCGCACGCACUUACACACCCGCACACUCACACUGCACACUCGCUCAGGCCGCCUGGGCUACAGCUCGCCGCUCCUUGCCCGCCCCACCGGUUCGCCUUCGCCAUGGCAAGCCCCGGCUCCGGCUUCUGGCCCUUCGGGGCCGAGGAGGGCUCCGCGGCUGCUGAGAGCCCCGGCACAGCCAGAGCCUGGUGUCAGGUUGCGCAGAAGUUCACGGGAGGGAUCGGAAACAAACUCUGCGCCCUACUCUAUGGAGAUGCCGAGAAGCCCGUGGAAACAGGCGCCAAGGCAGCCCCGGGGGCAGCGGAGCCGCGGCCGGCCUGUACCUGCGACAAAAAACCCUGCGGCUGCCAAAAACCGGAGGUGAAUUACGCCUUUCUUCACUCAACAGACCUUCUGCCGGCAUGCGACGGAGAAAUAACAACUAUGUCUUUCCUACAAGAUGUUGUGGACAUUUUACUUCAGUAUGUGGCAAAAAGUUUUGAUAGAUCAACAAAAGUUAUUGAUUUCCAUUACCCAAAUGAGCUGCUCCAGGAAUAUAACUGGGAACUGGCAGACCAGCCACAGACCUUGGAAGAAAUUUUAUUGAACUGCAGAACAACUCUGAAGUAUGCAAUUAAAACAGGGCACCCCAGAUAUUUUAAUCAACUUUCAACUGGAUUGGACAUGGUUGGAUUGGCAGCAGACUGGCUAACAUCAGCAGCAAAUACUAAUAUGUUCACCUAUGAAAUUGCUCCAGUGUUUGUACUUUUGGAAUAUGUCACACUAAGGAAAAUGAGAGAGAUGGUUGGCUGGCCAGGGGGCUGUGGCGAUGGGAUAUUUUCACCUGGUGGUGCCAUAUCUAACAUGUAUGCUAUGUUGAUUGCACGUUUCAAGAUGUUCCCAGAAGUUAAAGAAAAAGGAAUGGCAGCUAUUCCCAGACUGGUUGCCUUCACAUCAGAACAUAGUCACUUUUCUGUGAAGAAAGGAGCAGCAGCCUUGGGUAUUGGUACAGAUAGUGUGAUUUUGAUUAGAUGUGAUGAAAGAGGGAAAAUGAUCCCAUCAGACCUUGAAAGAAGAAUUCUUGAAGCCAAACAAAAAGGGUUUGUUCCUUUUCUGGUGAGUGCCACAGCUGGGACAACAGUGUAUGGGGCCUUCGACCCUCUCAUAGCUAUUGCAGACAUCUGCAAGAAAUACAAAAUCUGGAUGCACGUGGAUGGAGCAUGGGGUGGUGGGCUGCUGAUGUCAAGAAAACACAAAUGGAAGUUAAAUGGUGUUGAGAGGGCCAACUCGGUGACCUGGAACCCUCACAAGAUGAUGGGCGUCCCGCUGCAGUGCUCAGCCCUGCUAGUGAGAGAAGAGGGCCUGAUGCAGAGCUGCAAUCAAAUGCAUGCUUCCUACCUCUUUCAACAAGACAAGCACUAUGACCUUUCCUACGACACCGGAGACAAGGCCUUGCAGUGUGGACGGCACGUUGAUGUCUUCAAGCUAUGGCUGAUGUGGAGGGCAAAGGGAACUACAGGAUUUGAAGCACAGAUUGAUAAGUGCUUGGAACUGGCAGAAUACUUAUACAAUAAAAUAAAGAACAGAGAAGGGUAUGAAAUGGUGUUUGAUGGAAAGCCUCAGCACACAAAUGUCUGCUUCUGGUACAUCCCUCCCAGCUUGCGUGGCAUGGAAAACAGCGAGGAAAGGAUGAGUCGCCUUGCCAAGGUGGCACCGGUGAUAAAAGCCAGGAUGAUGGAGUAUGGCACGACCAUGGUGAGCUAUCAGCCCCUGGGAGACAAAGUGAACUUCUUCCGGAUGGUCAUCUCAAACCCUGCAGCAACUCACCAAGACAUUGAUUUCCUGAUUGAUGAAAUUGAACGCCUGGGACAGGAUUUAUAAUAACUGGGUGUGAAAGUCUCUUCCUGACCUCUAAGUAGACACUUAAGUUGUCACAAACUGUGCGAAUGUAUUUGUAGUUUGUUCCAAAGUAAAUCUAUUUCUAUAUUGUGGCGUUGGAGUAGAGUACAGUUUAAAAACAAUCGAGAAACAUGGCUCCUUUAAAGUCCUUCCCCGAGUUCUAGAAUACCUCCUUAACAAUUAGCCGCACACAAAGUUGCACUGAAGCAAAGAAAGGAAGAACAGAAGCCGCUUAAAACGCUAUCCCCCCAUUUUAACACAGCAGCUCCUUUGAAUUCAAAGCAGAUUUGAAUGAUGCCAAACUUUGCCAAAAAGAAA
This is a messenger RNA of Dryobates pubescens (Downy woodpecker), 2258 nucleotides long. RefSeq names its product glutamate decarboxylase 2 (gene GAD2). Gene Ontology annotation, cellular component: cytoplasm. The record is from RefSeq and is a predicted model, not a curated record. The transcript is spliced from 16 exons. Bases 165 to 1922 code for a protein of 585 amino acids. Gene Ontology annotation, molecular function: glutamate decarboxylase activity; pyridoxal phosphate binding. Gene Ontology annotation, biological process: GABA shunt. NCBI's taxonomy places the organism in Eukaryota, Metazoa, Chordata, Aves, Piciformes, Picidae.